Messenger RNA from Camelina sativa (false flax), 1027 nucleotides. RefSeq lists its product as uncharacterized. The record is from RefSeq and is a predicted model, not a curated record. NCBI's taxonomy places the organism in Eukaryota, Viridiplantae, Streptophyta, Magnoliopsida, Brassicales, Brassicaceae.
AAUUAGCUCUCUGGUUGCAGUAAUUGAAGAGGCGAAACUUUGAAUGCACGUCAUGCAUGGGCAGUGUAGUAGGCCCAUAAAUUUUUCUCUCUUCUUUUCUAAAUUAAACCAAUAUUUUUGCUUUAUUUAUCUGCCUAUAUAUAUAUAUAUAUAUAAGGUCCUCUCAAUGGCCUACACAAAAAUAAGCACAUCGUACGCAUAGUUAUAUCUCUACGUGAUGUUAGAAGGUCCAGACAAAGGAAACAUAAACUGGUUGCUGAAGAAACGAGAGGUCGCUUCGUCUUACUACAUGGAGUCUGAGGAAGCUUCUAGAAAAAGAAAGGGUCAAGACUUUUUAGCAAAUGAUGAGCUUGCCAACAGAUCCGAAGCAAAAAAGUUUAUCGAUACAUCGAUGGAUCAGAAGAGGAGAAGAUUUAGUGAAGUUUCGACAAAUAUUAAUAAUAAUAUCGAAGAAGGAUAUUAUCACCACCACAUGAGUCUUGAUCUUGAACUCAACUUGUCACCAUCUCUCGAUCUAAAUCAUCAUCAUGAUACGUGUACUUACAAUAAAAACUAUGAGGAAGAGGAGAAGAAGAAGAUGAUGGAGAGUGGUUUGGUGUUGGGGCUACGUACACAGAAAAGCAUGUCAAGGGUUGCUUUUGAUCUCGAUGACGAUCGUUGCGACCGUGGUGGUGUUAGCGGAGGAAGCGAGGAGGAGAUGGUUGCGAGGGUGUGCAUAAAGUGCCAUAUUCUAGUGAUGUUGUGUAAAGCGUCACCUGCAUGCCCUAAUUGCAAGUUUAUGCAUUCACCCGAAGACACAUCUCUCUCACUUCUCUUUACUCCUAAGCCUACUUUGUUAGCUUAGUUAUUAUUUUAGUUUCUAAUCCUAUCUAUAUCUAAUCACUAAUUAAUGCUGAGUAUUUAAUGGUUUCAUCGAACAAAUACUUUAUUUGUUGGGAUGUUGUUGGAUCUUUAAUUUGAUUUAUAGUAUAUCAUCAUUAAUGCGAUCCUCCUUGCCUUUUUUUGGUGUUUUUUGUUUUGUUUUGAA